Messenger RNA from Heterobilharzia americana, 965 nucleotides. The record is from the annotation of a GenBank genome assembly. NCBI's taxonomy places the organism in Eukaryota, Metazoa, Platyhelminthes, Trematoda, Strigeidida, Schistosomatidae.
GCACAGUUUUCAGUAGCCGCGGUAAAAGAUUCAUCAUGCCAAAGCGUGGAAGGGGUGGAUCAUCUGGUGGAAAGUUCCGAAUUUCAUUGGCGCUUCCUGUUGGAGCUGUGAUAAACUGUGCUGACAAUAGCGGUGCAAAAAACUUGUACGUUAUCGCUACCUUCGGUGUCCGUGGUCGCCUCAAUCGUCUUCCAUCUGCAGCUACUGGUGAUCUUAUUGUGUGUUCAGUUAAAAAGGGAAAGCCUGAACUUAGAAAGAAGGUUUUAUACGCUGUUGUAGUCAGACAGCGAAAGGCUUACAGACGGAAAAACGGAGUAUUCAUUUAUUUCGAGGAUAAUGCCGGGGUUAUUGUCAAUAAUAAAGGAGAACUGAAAGGUUCUGCAAUUACGGGUCCGGUAGCCAAGGAAUGCGCUGAUAUGUGGCCGAAAAUCGCGUCUACCGCCAGCUCUAUCCACUAAUCAAUAAAAUUGUACCUUUGGCACUUCAUUUCUUUUCUGGGUUUUCACCAAGAACUUUCCGUACUAUGAUUUGUUCCUAGUCUUUAGGAAGUUAUACAAUGUUGCGUUAGCUUAUAGCUUGAGGAUUUCAGUUGUGCAAACGAUAACAACUGGGAUGUCUUGCAGUAUUUGCGCGUUUUCACAUUACUUUAAAUGCUUAAGAACGUCAUUCCCCUGGUUAACGCUUAGUGUGUAUGCUUUAGUUGGAAUAUAACUGUUUCCUGAUUUAUGCACUUGGCCAAUUUUCACAUUCUUUUUGUCGCUUAAGUUUUGAGUAGUAUUCGGUGAACUCGUAUUAUCUACUUCCGGACGUGUCAGACCAUCGGUUGAUGGGAUGUAGACUUGUCUCAAGCAAUCCACUACAACUGGUUGCCUGUCGCUUGCCAUUUUUCUGUAAUAAUGUCGAGAUGGCUGCGUGGUUUUUGGCCACUUAACAAUGGGUAAACGGGCUACAGUCUUGAAAGCACG